AUGUCCCCGAAGCGGCGGAACCGGUUGCGGUUCGACGAGGAGUCUCUUUGGAGCAUCACGGACCAGAACACCGCAGACGAGAUGACCAAGAUCGCCCUUCUCCUUCCGGGCGUGUCCGCCUCGACCGCUAUCGUGGACGGAACCGCCUGUGUCGGGGGCAACGCGAUAUCAUUCGUCUCUGCGUUCGAUGAAGUGUGGGCCGUCGAGAUCGAUCCCGACAGGUUUGACCUCCUCAAGGGCAACGUGAAGAAGGCCAUCGCCAGGUCCGCCCACAAGGAGAAGACCGUCCGGUUCUUCAACGCGGACUUCCUGCGGGUGCUGGAGACGGAGCGCGGUGGAAUCGCCGAGAAGAGGCCUAUCGUGUUCAUCGAUCCGCCGUGGGGGGGGGAGGAGUACAAGAAGAAGGGGGGCGGAGAGGAGUACGAGAAGAAGGGCUUGGUGGACCUGUCCCUGUCUGACACGCCGAUGGUGGACGUGUGCGGCCGCGCGGCCAAGGCGGGCGCGAGGCACGUCCUCCUGAAGGUGACGACAAGCGACAUGCCAUGA
Molecule: messenger RNA, 546 nt
Organism: Ectocarpus siliculosus
Lineage: Eukaryota; Phaeophyceae; Ectocarpales; Ectocarpaceae
Source: the annotation of a GenBank genome assembly